Cuscuta campestris is the source of this 1166-nucleotide messenger RNA. Lineage: Eukaryota; Viridiplantae; Streptophyta; Magnoliopsida; Solanales; Convolvulaceae. The record is from the annotation of a GenBank genome assembly.
UUUAACUCGUUCCCCUCCACUCGCUCAACUCAUUGAAACUCCUCCCGUCGGCCCAGAAUUCGGGUGUUUUCUACAAAUUUGAUGCCGGAAUCUGACGUCAUGACCUCCGGAGAGGCGGCGUCGAAGUCACCUCUGGACAAGCCGCUCGAUCAGCUCACUGAAGAAGACAUUUCUCAACUCACUCGCGAAGAUUGCCGCCUUUACCUCAAAAAGAAUGGUAUGAGAAGGCCUUCCUGGAACAAAUCACAGGCAAUUCAGCAAGUGAUAUCGCUGAAGAGGCUCCGAGAACCGUCGCCGGAUUCCCAUUCCGGUGCUAGCAAGAGGCUGUACAUUCCUCCCGUCGCUACUGCUAAUGUGGCCCGUGCCCCGCAAGUAGCUGUUGCCGAAGCAGAAAUCUCAGAUUCUGCAGAAGAAGUUGUUUGGACCAGUAGAAAUGAUGUAGAGAAGCCUAAUAUUUCUGGUCAAACCCCAGCCCCUCCAGCAGCUGCUGCCAACAAGUCAGCUCAAUCCAGGAUAAUAUCUGGUUUAACGGAUAUUCUGGUCGGACAAAUGACAAUCUUCUAUUGUGGCCAGGUGAAUGUCUAUGAUGAUGUACCCGCUGAUAAGGUACAGGCAAUCAUGCAUCUUGCUGGAAGCCCAAUCCAUGUGCCUCCUGACUGUCCAGCACAACAUUUAGUUUCCCACUUACAUCCUUCAGAUGUUGAAGCAGGUCAAGAUUCUUCUCUUGUGUUCUUGCCUAGGCAUACGGUUAAAAAAAGUGGCAACUCUCAUGUACAAAUGGAAGACAGUGGUCCAUUUUAUGAAGAUAAUCCCGUUGAGGGGUCAGGAAGUAGGAAGGCCUCAGUAAAGAGAUACCUUGAGAAGCGAAAGGACAGGUUCAAGAACAAGAGAAGGGCAGAAGUGUCUUCUUCCCCUAGUUUGGAUAUCUAUUUGAAGCCUCAAAUGCCACACCAUACCUCCAAUGAACACUCAGGUUAGUACAUUUAUUGCUCAUGCAACUCAGACAAUGCUUUAUUUAACUAUAUAUGUCAAUCCUUCUGCUGGUUCUAGUAACAUUGUGUCAUUCCCUCCCAAAGUAAUUGAUAAUUGCAAGCGUAAAUUCCCCUAGCUCAAGUCUAAGAAUGCAUUAUUGUUUGUUAUUUAAUACCAGAUUACCAGAGUAAUUA